This is a messenger RNA of Rhodotorula toruloides NP11, 3135 nucleotides long. Its product is annotated as protein serine/threonine kinase. NCBI's taxonomy places the organism in Eukaryota, Fungi, Basidiomycota, Microbotryomycetes, Sporidiobolales, Sporidiobolaceae. The transcript is spliced from 10 exons. The record is from RefSeq and is a predicted model, not a curated record. Gene Ontology annotation, molecular function: protein serine/threonine kinase activity; ATP binding. Gene Ontology annotation, biological process: protein phosphorylation. Bases 1 to 3135 code for a protein of 1044 amino acids.
AUGUCCCUACGCAACUCUCACUCCUGGCUCGCCUCGCUCAUCGAAACCGGCCUUGCACCGCCCUCCUCAGCCGACAACAAGUUCUCGACGGUGGCGAACGGUGCUACCGGCGUGCGACGAUCCCGAGCGAGUCCUUCACUGUUCGAGGAGGAUGCCCAGGCGAGAGAUGCGGCGGAUCAGGCUGUGGUCGACGACGAGCUGCGGGGUCUGCAGGGUUUGAGGGAGAGCGAGGCAGGUUGGAGCGUCACGCCCGAUCCGGUUUUGACGGUUUACGUCUCGACGCCGACUUCGAGCCUCACCUUGAGUCGCAAGCUGAGCGAGAUUGUCGACCUCGAAGCACGGCUACGCGCUCAAUUUCCCGACAGUCUUCCUGAACGUCCGCCUCCUCCGCCGCCCGCAACGCCAAAGAAGCGAAGCAAAGUCCUCGCUUCGCUUACUCGCACACUCAGCCCUCGCCGCAACGGCCCGCCGUCCUUCUCCUCUUUCGGCGGCAGUCGCGACUCUCGCGCCGUUGCGAUCGACACGAAGGAGCUCGGCGCGAUGCUCACCAAGGCUUCCCUCGACUCGACACUCCGACAACACGUGGCUUGGCAGAAGUUCUUCGCCGUCCGGCGCGACGACCUCGAGAGUGCGCGCAUCGAGCGGCGCAUCAAGCGGGCACGCAGCGACCAGACCCUCCAUCUCGGCGGCAAGGACAGUCUCGAAUCGCCUUUCGUCGCGCGGACGACUCUGCAGACUGUUGAGGACCGCGCCGAGCCCAAUGCAACCGUCCAGCCAUCCACCGCGCCGCUCGGGACGGAACAGCCGCUAGCGAGCGAUGUCGCCGUCGACGUGAGCAUGGGUUCGCCUGCCGAUGUCGCGUCGUCUUCUACACCCGCCAACGUCGAGAUGGUUCUCUUCGACGCGAACGAGCAGGGCAGCGCGCCAAGUGAGCCUGUUGCCGUCUCGGAUUCUCCGGAGCAAUCAUCCGUCCUUGAGCCAGAUGGCGAGUCAGCGACCGGCGCUUCGGUUACGCCUGCGGCUCAUGCUGCGCCAGUCCGUCCCGCGACCGCCGACGCCGUACGCCGCGACCUCGCACCUUUGACCUCGGCUGGCAUGACACGGUCGGUGUCGGACGUCUCGACCACAACGGUGGAGAAGCGCUCGAAGUCGAUGACGAUCGACGCUUUUGAAAUCCUGCGCGUGCUCGGAAAGGGUUGCGCCGGCAAGGUUUUGCUCGUUCGCAAGAAGGACACCGAGGACUUGUUCGCGCUCAAGGCCAUUACGAAGCGCCAUGUCCUCGCCCACCGCGAGCUCGAGCACACUCGCACCGAGCAGUCGGUCCUCAAGACUUGCGCGAGAGACAAGUCGAACCCUUUCGUCGUCCGCCUGCACUACUCCUUCCACGACGAAGACACACUCUACCUCGCCUUGGACUUCCACCCCGGCGCGGAUCUCGCUUCGCAGCUCGCCAACUGGGGCUGUCUCGGUCGUGACCGCGCUCGCUUCUACAUCUCCGAAAUUAUCGAAGGUGUCGAGGGUCUGCAUCGCGCCGGCAUCAUCUACCGUGACCUCAAGCCCGAGAACGUCCUUAUCGCCGCCGACGGCCACAUUGUCCUCACCGACUUCGGCCUGUCGAAAGACUUCGGGCACAAUCAGGUCAUCCCGUCGGCGACAGACGGUCUGCCUCGCCCGCACUGGCUCGACCACCCGUCCCGCAAGGUCCUCCUCGGCGAGCCGUACAGCUACGAAUGCGACAUCUGGAGCGCUGGGACGAUGCUGUACGAGAUGCUCGCCGGCGUGACACCCUUCAUGGCCGACAACCACGCGACCAUGUACCGCCGCGUCCUGCACGACGACCUGCGCUUCGACGAGCGGAGCCGCCAGUUCGACCCGGACACUCGCGCCCUCAUACGCGGCAUGCUGCAGCGCGAUCCCGUCCUCCGCAUCACGAUACCUCGCCUCAAGCGCAUGCGGUACUUCAACAUGAUCUCAUGGGACUUCAUCCGCCUGAAGCGCUACGCGCCGCCUUUUGUUCCGAAGCUCAACCCGGACGACCCGACCGACACUUCGCAAUUUGACGACGCCUUCCUCCAAAUGCCGCCCGAGGUUCGCGGCACCGAUCCGCUUCACGAGCCUGGGAACGACCGCGACGAGCCGAAAGGCGAGCCGCAGCCCGCUUUCGACGCGAACGGUCGCGAUGUCUUCGACGGCUACUCGUACUACGGCCGCGACUCGGCUUCCCUGCAUCGCCACCGUAUGGAGGACUCGGACGAGGAGAGCGAGGAGGAAGUCGAGGAGUCUCCUGCUCUCGACACCGAGGCCGAGCCCACGACUCCGUCCGCCAUGGAUGAAGACUCGAUGACUCCGCCCGCCGAAGCGAUCGCUGCUGCGCCGCCUGUCCAGCACGAGCAGGAGGUCUCGCAGGGCACGUCGACCAGCGGCGACACGAUGAGCGACUCGGUCGAGACGGACGCCACCUCCACAACGACGGCCCCGUCUCUUUCGCCUGAACUCGGUCGCGCUCGUCAGGUCUCGGCCCGCAGCAACCUCGAGCCGCUUCCUGAGCACACUGUCGCCAAGCACUCGACCGCCAUCGUUGUGGAGGAGGACGAGGAGGGAUCUGACGCCGAAUGGGACAUGGUCGAGACCUCCGUUGUCGCUUCGGUUCGCAACGGUGGUCGCGAGGCCACGUUGUGGCAGCGAGGCUUCCGCGACCGGUAUCGCCUCGUCCUCCAGCCCCUCGCGUCGCCUCUCCGCCCGCCCUUCUCGCGGCAAGCCUCGCGCCACAACUCGCGAGCAGGCUCGAUCGCGUCCUCCAACUCUGCCAUGCCCAUCUCGCCUGCGACUACCCCUGAACCCCCCUCCUCUCCUCGUCCUCUCGGCGGUAUGCGACGACUCGCGUCUGUCCGGUCCACCGCAAGCGGGAAGGGCGACGGCUUGCGUCCGCAGCGCUCACUCGACGCCGGCCUGUACGCCAUCUCGAACGGCCUCAAAGUGGCGCCGCCCUCGCCGCGCAUUGGUGGAAAGACAUCAAAGACGAGCUUGGCGCCGUCGGCUACGUCGACCGAGCAGGAGAACCGCACCCCGCGGAAGGGCGGCUCGACAAUCAAGAAACUCACCAAGUCGGCUUUCCUCUCCAGCAACAAAGCGUGA